Messenger RNA from Dictyostelium discoideum AX4, 3105 nucleotides. It is a transcript of the gene mileS, whose product is annotated as isoleucyl-tRNA synthetase. The record is from RefSeq and is a predicted model, not a curated record. The coding region runs from base 1 to 3105 and encodes 1034 amino acids. Gene Ontology annotation, cellular component: mitochondrion; mitochondrial matrix. The transcript is spliced from 2 exons. Lineage: Eukaryota; Evosea; Eumycetozoa; Dictyosteliales; Dictyosteliaceae. Gene Ontology annotation, molecular function: aminoacyl-tRNA deacylase activity; ATP binding; tRNA binding. Gene Ontology annotation, biological process: isoleucyl-tRNA aminoacylation; aminoacyl-tRNA metabolism involved in translational fidelity; tRNA aminoacylation for protein translation.
AUGAUAUCAUUAAAUAAUUCUUUUUUUAACAAAAGAGUUAUAGUUAAUUCAUUUAAUAAUUAUAAAAGAUCAUUUGGAACAAAAUCACAAAAUGAAGAAUCAGCAAUAGUAGAUUCAAAUCAUUCAUUUGCUCAUACAUUAAAUUUACCAAAAACUACAUUUUCAAUGAAAGCAAAUGCAGCAACAAGAGAACCAACAUUAUUAAAAGAUCCAUAUAAACUCUAUAAAUGGCAAUUAGAAAAUAAUAAAGGUGAAAAUUGGGUAUUUCAUGAUGGACCACCAUAUGCAAAUGGUGAUUUACAUAUGGGACAUGCAUUAAAUAAAAUUUUAAAAGAUAUUGUUAAUAGAUAUAAAGUUUUAAAAGGAUUUAAAGUUAAUUAUAUUCCAGGUUGGGAUUGUCAUGGUUUACCAAUUGAACAACAAGCUUUUAAGAAAUUAAAGAAAUCAUCUGAUAUGAAAGCCUCAGAUAUUAGAAAGAUAGCAGGUGAUUUUGCAAGAAAAGAGAUUGAAAAACAAUCAAAAGGUUUCCAAGAGAUGGGUAUUUUAGGUGAUUGGGAGAAUCCAUAUAAAACAUUGGACUAUGGUUAUGAAGUUGAACAAAUUCAAACCUUUUAUGAUAUGUUUAAUAAAGGUUAUAUCUAUAGAGGUGUUAAACCAGUACAUUGGUCACCAUCUUCAAGAACUGCAUUAGCUGAUGCAGAAUUGGAAUAUAAUAAUAAUCAUACAAGUAAAUCAAUAUUUGUUAAAUUUAAUGUUAAAUCGUUAUCAAAUCAUAUUUUAAACAAUUUACCAACGACAAGCGACAUUAAUAAAGCUGAAAUGGUGAUAUCAGCAAUAAUUUGGACAACUACACCAUGGACAAUUCCAGCAAAUCAAGCAAUUUGUGUCAAUAGUGAAAUGGAUUAUAUUUUAGUUAAACCAAUUGAAUCUGAACAAUAUAGAAAUGAAAUGUUUAUAAUUUCAAAAGAAAGAUUAGAAUCAUUGACAAAAUCAUUUAAUAUUGGAGAGUUAAAAGUGAUUUUAGAAUUUAAAGGUGAACAAUUAAAAGGUACAAUUACAAAACAUCCACAAUAUGAUAGAGAAUCACCAAUUAUAACUGGUGAUCAUGUUAUUGAAGGUUCAGGUACAGGUUUAGUUCAUACUGCACCAGGUCAUGGUGUUGAAGAUUUUCAAAUUUGUCAACAACAAUAUCCAGACCUUAAAGUUUUAUCACCAGUUAAUGAUUUAGGUUGUUUUACUGAUGAAGUUGGUGAAAAAUUUGUUGGACUUGAAGUAUUGGGUGAUGGUAAUGAAGCAGUAAUUAAUGAUCUUGAAACUAUUGGUUCACUACUUCAUAAAGAAGAUUAUAUUCAUAAAUAUCCAUAUGAUUGGAGAACAAAGAAACCAAUUAUAAUUCGUACAACACUUCAAUGGUUUGUUGGUUUAAAAAAUAUUCAAAAAACUGCAUUACAAUCUAUUGAAAGAGUUAAUAUGGUACCACCAUCUGGUAGUAAUAGAUUAUCAAGUAUGAUUGGUAAAAGAACUGAUUGGUGUAUCUCUAGACAACGUGUUUGGGGUUGUCCAAUUCCAGUGUUAUACAAUUGUAAAACCAAUGAACCAUUAAUUAACGAUGAGUCAAUUAAUCAUAUUAAAGAGUUAUUUGGUAAAUUUGGUUCAGAUUGUUGGUUUGAAAUGUCAACUCAACAAUUAUUACCACCAUCAUUAAAGGAUCAACAUGAAAACUUUGUAAAAGGUACCGAUACUAUGGAUGUUUGGUUUGAUAGUGGUACAUCUUGGAGAGGUGUAUUGGUUGAACGUGGUAUCAUCGAUAAAGAUACUGGUAGAGCCGAUAUCUAUUUAGAAGGUAGUGAUCAACAUCGUGGUUGGUUCCAAUCUUCACUAUUGACUAGUGUUUGUGUUAGAGACAUUGAACCAUAUAAAAAUGUUGUUACACAUGGUUUCCUUUUGGAUGAAAGUGGUAUUAAAAUGUCAAAAUCAAUUGGUAAUACCAUUGUACCAUCAACUGUUAUCAAAGGUGGUCCAAAUAAAGUUCAAAAUCCUCCAUAUGGUGUUGAUCUUUUAAGAACUUGGGUUGCAUCUUCUGACUAUUCCAAAGAUAUCUCUAUUGGUCCAAAUAUUUUAAUUAAAAUUUUAGAUGGUAUUAAAAAAAUUAGAAAUACUCUUAGAUUUAUGUUGGCUUCAAAUUUCGAUUUCGAUCCAACCAUUCAUGCGAUUCCAUAUGAAAAAUUAUCUUCAUUAGAUAAAUAUGCACUUCAUAGAGUUUUUAAACUUCAAGAAUCGGUAACUCGUCAUUAUGAUCAAUUCCAAUUCCAAAAAGUUCACACUGAAAUCAUUAAUUUCUCCAUUGAAAUCUCUUCAUUUUAUUUCGAUGUUAUCAAAAGACAUCUCUAUGCUGAAUCACCAAAUAGUCAUUCAAGAAGAAGUACUCAAACUGUACUUUUCAAAAUGUUGGAUGUUAUCAAUAUCGCUUUGGCUCCAAUUACAGUUCAUACUUCUGAAGAUGUUUUCCUUCAUCAAUAUCAAUUUAAAAACAAUGGUAAAGGUUUAGAUAAAAAUUUAAUUGAAAAUUCAGUAUUUGCUCACGGUUGGGAUCAAUUACCUUCUCAAUAUGAAAAUGAAUUGAUCUCUAAUCAAUUCACUAAUAUCAUUGCCAUUCGUGAUGUAGUAAAUAGAGUUUUACAAUCAAUGAGAUCUCAAGGUAUAAUUGGUAGAUCCGAUGAAACUAUUAUGGAAUUAACAGUUACAAAUGAAGAAUCUUCCCCAUUUUAUGAUAAUUUAUUUGCUAUUAAUUCUCAAUUGGAUGAUAUUUUCUGUGUUUCAAAUGUUUUAUUAAAAAAAUUUAAUACUUUUGAAAAAGAUGUUGAACAACAACAACAACAACAACAGCAACAACAACAACAACAACCACAACAAAUUGAACCAAAUUCAAAGGGUGAAUUUAUUUUCAAUACUAUAAUUUCAAAUAAUUCAAAACAAUUAGGUCGUAUUGAAGUAUUAUUAAAAAUUAGUGAUAAAUUUAAAUGUCCAAGAUGUUGGAGACAUACAAGUAUUGAAAAUGAUAAAGUUUGUAAACCAUGUGAUUCAGUUUUAAAUUCAUUAAAAUAA